ACGGCGGGGAUGAUACAGAGCUCUCUCUGGCUAUGGCAUCCAGGGCUUGAAAACGCGCGAGGCGGAGCUCUCUGACAGGCGCUGUCGCGGCGAUAGCGGCUGUUUCAAGUUCAUGCCUUGGCGGAGACUCAUCGCGGCAGCUGUAGCGAGCAUAAAAUCCGCACAAUGAGGUCGGAAGCUCGCCUAGACUGUGCGACAUUUCAGCUGGAUGAAGCGCGGACAAGGUGCGAGCUUUGGGUUGCUGCGGGGAACGAGACGGAAAAGCUAGCCUCUGGAUCACUCAAACCAUUUCUCUCUCACUUGAAAGCGGCACAGGAGCAAAUUGCAUUGGGCCAGACAUCCAUUACGCUUCAAGUUCCAUCCAAUGCUCAAACGUUGUGGUUCACAAAAGGCACCAUAGAAAGAUUUGUGAGGUUUGUGACGACGCCAGAUGUGCUAGAGCGAGUGAGUAUUGUCGAAACUGAAAGGCGCCAGCUUGAAGAAGCGAUCAAUAUUUUGGCUGUGGGUGAUCAGCAGCACAGCGCAGGAGCAGCUGGAACUGAAGUGCAGGACUUGAUCGAUGACGAUGCAGCAGGAGACAGCUCAAAAAGCCAGCUACUGGUUGCAAUGGACGCAAGGCGGAUUAUGCUUGAUAAGGAGCAGCUUAAUGCCUUUGCACGAGCUGCGGCUGCUGGUUUUUAUGUGGGGUGCAUGACAGAUCUAAUUGACUUUUCUCAAUAUUUUGGAGCUUCUAGAUUUCGGGAAGCAUGUGUAAAGUUCGGGACAGUAUAUAAGAAAAUGCAGGAGAAAGGCCAACUUUCGGACCUAGAGGUUGAUAUUGUAGCAGAUGCCGGUGAAGAUAAGAAUAUUAAAUCUCGCCGGACAUGGGCUGCGCAAGGUAACUCUCCGUUUGAGUCCUUUCCGGAGCCGCUCGAAACAAUCGAUGAUGUGCUAAAGGCUGCUCCUGCAUCUCAUGGUUUUAGAACAAUUCCAGAUAGUCCUCCAAAUGUCACGUCACCGUCACAGCAAGAAACUCCUCCAUCAAGGCGACUUCCACGACGAGUCUCAUCUCCGAGGAGGAGGUCGUGUUCCCCGAUGAGAAAAGUACAGAUUGCUCGUUCUGGCUCACGACGACAAGGGAUGGUUGUUAUCAGAAAUAUCAACUAUGCAAGCCCGGGUUCUGGUAAACAUGCUCAACCAGCUACGAUGAACGACAGCAACACUGAGGAAAGUGAUUCCGUCAUGGAGAUGGAGAGUGAGGACAACAAAGAGGAGAACCAUCGACGGCUGAGCGUCCAAGAUGCUAUAAGUCUUUUUGAACGAAAACAAAGAGAUUCUUUGGAAUCGCAGUCGUCAAAAGGGGAACGCAGAGGUUCAGUGGAAACAGGAAAGACAGUUCUUAGACGAUGGAGUAGCAUCGGUGACAGCAGCACAGUUGGUGAAGAGGAAGGUGAAGACUUUGGUGAACCGGCAAGCAUCUCAGCAACUAAAGAAAUAGGCACUAGUGGAGGGGAUCAUCGUCAGCCUGCUAGCCAGGAGCAGCAUCCCAUGACGAGCCAGGAAGAUUUAUCAAGCAUCCCAAGGAUUGAGGAACGAAGGAAGUCUUGGGUAACGGCUCAAAAGGAUCUGGAGUGGAAGUUUCAACAACUAAAACUCCAGGAAGCGGCUCUGCCAGCGGCUAGAAGCUCCAAGGAUCUAGUCCAAGGCACUCCACCCCCUCAGGCAACGGCUGCUAAUAUGCAGUUUGGCUUCCAAUAUCGUGCGGAAAAAUCCAGCAGAGGUGCAGUGUCCAGGUCGUGGAGUGCUUCAUCAGAGCAAGAUUUGGUAUCCAUUGUUCGUCAAGCCGGGAUGACUGCAGCAGCAGAAGGUCCGAGCAAUCAAGGAAAUCAGCGCGAGCAUGGCCGUCUCUACGAGCAGUACAGAGAAAGGAGAGACGCAAAAAUCAGGCAAGAGUCGGGCUUGAAGAAAGCAGAAAGAGAAUCCAGACUGAAGGCUAUGCAAGAGAUUCUGGACAAGAGAAAGGCAGAGCUUGUAGCUGGAGGAGGUCGAUCGUCGGAGAAAUUUAACGAACGGCAAGUUGUGAAGUCUACUUCUUCUAGAAAGGCAAUGCUGCAAGGAGGAAGAACGACUACGGCCAGCAGGAGCAGUCCCACAGUGUCAUCGUUACAGUCGACACCCCGGGCUACUAGGCAGCAGCUUCCUCCUGAGCCGAGGCCUAGAGCAGCAAGAAAGCUCUCGCCGGGUCCGCAAAAGCCCGUCUCUGGACCGAGUGCUCGUAAUUCAACGUCUUCCCCAAAGCUGCCAAGGAGCACGGUAGCAUCAAGUCAACGUAGGCCAUCCGGAAUGUCUGACAACCCGCUAAGCCGUUCGAUGCCUUCAUUAUCAGAGUUGAGAAAAGAGAACACGCGGCCGUCAGUGCGAACUCCUCAAGCUGUGCAGCAAAGUAAGGUAGCACCUGCGAAGAACUCAAAAAUACCCGGUAUGAAUUCUACUCGCCCGAAAUCUGCGAGCAAGGUACUACCGCUGGAGUCCAACGGGGUUGUGCCAUCGGAUUUUAAGUCAGAUACUCCUCCGAAGCGGAAGACUCUAUUUACGACAUCGAAUGCAGACAGCCAAAUUCUCACACCCCUCAAGCUUCUACAAGCGCAACAGGCUCUCUCUCGGAUUCCAACUCCAAAGCAAGUCACUACUCUCCAGGAAACCAAGACGUUUCUUCGCAAAGGGCGUGGCAUUGGACCGGGUGCAGGUCCAGUUGUUAUGAAGCUGAAGGUGGCAUCAGCUUCGGAUGCAGAAGAGGAGGAUAAACCAGAGGAAGGCGACUUGAGUGAAGGUCGCGAUAUCAGCCUUCCAUCAACGGAUUUGCAUGCUGAGCCUUCAAACUUCGGUGCUCCACCGUUAGCUCCCGACAAGCCGGAAGAAGUGCCAGGCUCGGUGAGGGAGUCUCAAGAAAUGGACAUCGAUACGAGCAGUGUCGAGGGAGACCAGAAGGCAGACACAGAUAUCUGUGUAGACGCAACAUGUCCGGACGACACGGUUCCUGCGAGCGAUCCUCCUCCUCUUCGGACAGAGAUUCACGGCGCCGUCGACCUUGAAGUUCCGAUGGAGUGGGGGGUUACAGAUUUGCAAGCCAACAUCGACUCGAAAGCAAAGCUGACAUUGAUUCAACAUAUAGCGACGGAGAACUAUGUUUCGUAUGAAGAUCGAGGAAUGGCACCGCUUCCUGCUAUCGGAGUACCAGUUCUCCGUCAAGCAACAUCCCCAGACUUGAAUGGAGUAAAAGUCCAGCGGAAGAAAUGGGGAAGCUCGCAGCAAAAGACCAUUCCAGUAGUCACAGUACAACAGCAGGGGAGCAAGGAGGGUCCCAAAGGCUUCAAGCGCUUGCUAAAGUUUGGUAGGAAGAGCCGUGGCAGUGGCAGCAGCAACACUGCUGAGUGGGUCUCGGCUUCAACUACGUCUGAGGGUGAUGAAGACUCGGACGUCUCCAGAGACACCAGUGCUGGCUACGGCAACGGGAGCUCAUUUAUUCGGAGGAGCAUCGAAGCGUACUCUAAAGAGCCCGAUCACACUGCAGGAUCACGGUCUUUUUUCUCGCUUUCAAAUUUUCGUAGCAAAGGCAGCGAUUCUAAAAGUCGAUGACGCCCGUUAGCGAUGUUAUGGUUUUUUGUAGGAACUUUUUGCUCUCUUUCUCGGGUAGAAGAAGAAGCAGUGGUGUUUGCUGGAAACAUGAAAGAUAAGCAGAGGUGUAUAUACUUCUUUCUCAAUCAGUAAUAUGUUUCUUGAGAUUUUAGAUUCCA
Selaginella moellendorffii is the source of this 3773-nucleotide messenger RNA. RefSeq names its product COP1-interacting protein 7. The record is from RefSeq and is a predicted model, not a curated record. The coding region runs from base 166 to 3615 and encodes 1149 amino acids. NCBI's taxonomy places the organism in Eukaryota, Viridiplantae, Streptophyta, Lycopodiopsida, Selaginellales, Selaginellaceae. The transcript has 12 exons.